UGUGCAGGGUAUUUCCCAGUGCAGAGAAUUUUAAUUUGCUAACAACGUCGCGUAGUGCGUGGCUGUGUGUGUAUACUUUAUUUAACGUUUGAUUUAAUAGUUCGUAAUAUGGAAGGGGUAAAAUCAAAUUCAAUACAGGUUCAAGGAACCAAUGACAGCAGUAUUGUGAGUAAGCUGUCAAUGGCAACAUGCAACUACAUAGAUGAUCAGUAUUUAAAAUAUUUUGUGAAGAAGCCACAAAGAAGGUCUGCACUCAUAAACCGUGGUUACUACUUGAGAUGCAAAGCAAUUGAACAUGUGCUUGAACUUUUUUUGUCAAGUAACCUUGAAUGUAAUGUGAAGCAAGUUGUUUCCCUUGGUGCUGGGUUUGAUACCAGGUAUUUCUGGGCAAGAAAAUAUGCACAAAAGCUAAAAAAAGAGCUGGUCUAUGUAGAAAUUGACUUUCCUGAAGUAAUGAAGAGAAAAAUAAGCUUGGGAACUGAAUUUGGGCUAUACCAGAGCGACUUCUCAAAUGAACAAAGUCAAAACAUUAUUUUGAGGACAGAAAACUAUGCUGCUAUUGGUCAUGAUCUGCGAAACAUGGGACCACAGCUCCAUUCUGCUUUAUCAGAAGUUGGCGUCAAUUUUUCCCAACCAACGCUGUUCAUUUCUGAAGUUGUUCUUGCUUACCUGACUGGAAGUCAAUCAUCAAAAGUAAUAAGUUGGAUAAAUCACAACUUCAGCAAUGCAUUUCUCUGCAUUUUCGAGCAAAUUCUCCCCCAAGAUGGCUUUGGUCUAGUUAUGCGGAGACAUUUUGAGAAACUUGGUAGUCCUCUGCUUUCAAUAUGUGCCUUCCCCACCAAAGAAUCCCAUACAUUGCGACAUAAAACUGCCGGCUUUAAAGUUUUGUCUUCAGUUAAUUUGCACACUUUCUACACCAACUGCAUAUCGCAAACUGAGCGUACAAGAAUCGAAAAUCUUGAGAUGUUUGAUGAAUUUGAAGGCUGGCAUCAGAUGUGCUUGCACUACAUUAUUCUAUUUAGCACCAAUUCCAAGUCAAGUGAAGUGGCAGAAGUCUGUCAAAAUGCUUUUGGUGUGACUGACUAUAAUUGUAUGUUCCCAAAAAUGACAAGAAUCGAUCCGGAUCUAGCACAGAUAAUUGAGUCCGGCAAAUCACUGGAACCACUGCAACUUCAUGGACAUUGCAUGGCCUCGUGUACAAUUGCCCAACAAAGCUAUGAAAUAAUUGCAGGAGGAUAUGGUAUUCCAAUUAAACAAACAACUAAGAGAUCUGCACCUCAUUCCCGCUUACCACACUUGAUUGUCAUAGAUCCAUUAAACCCAGUGCCUCAUACUUGUAAACCCACAACUGAUAAGCUCUCAUUUCCACUUCAUGCCAGUUUGGUAUUUUACCAAACCACAACCAACGAACAAGCACUUUUAAUGUUUGGUGGCAGAACCUCUCCUGUUUCAUGCACCAAUUCUAUUAGGUCUAUCAGUAUUGGAAAACAGAAUGGACAGUUCAUUUUUAGUCAAUACAAUAUUGAACCAAAAUCCAGCUCUUUACCUGAAUCUCGCUGGCGACAUUCUAGUUGCAUAUUACAAAACAAGAUGGUUGUUAUUGGUGGAAGAAAUGGCUCAAAGGUGUUUGGGGAUAUCUGGUGCUUUGACCUGCUUUCUUUUACUUGGGAGCUUUUUAACAUGGAUCCAGGAAGUUUUGAGCCCAGGCAUUCUCACUCUAUAGUUCCAUGGUUGUCUGGUUCAUCUGAAAAGGUCAUUAUUUCUGGAGGAUUGGGAGAAAACAUGAAACCCUUAAAUGAUGUGAUGGUUUUGGAAAUUUCUGAUGGUGCUUCCCAUUCAAUUUCAAGCUUAGAUAUCCAGCCUGCACUUGUAGCCCGUUAUUCCCACACUUCACAUAUUGUGGGUGGCAACACAUUGCUGCUUGUUGGUGGGGUGGAAUUGGCAGGUGAUGGAACUUGCAACACCAUAUGUGUCAUUCAUUUGCCAACACAGACUUGGACUCGAACAAUUUCACUUGCAAGCAUGUACAACAAUUGUCCUCUACGAGUGCUUGAUCACACAAGUGCGUUGUUAUUGAAAGAGAAAGAAUGUCGUCUGGUUGUUUUUGGUGGUGGCUCGAAUUGUUUUUCUUUUGGAACUUCUUUUAACUUUGCACCAUUAACAGUGCAAUUUGCUUUGUAAUGAAUUAGGUUCAAUCAUUGUGCAUGUAUUUAUGGAAGGUAUUUUAUAAUUCGAGUACAUACAAUGUGGGAUUUUGCUGGUAUAAAUUGAAUAGAAUAAUAA
Messenger RNA from Ciona intestinalis (vase tunicate), 2283 nucleotides. Its product is annotated as tRNA wybutosine-synthesizing protein 4. Gene Ontology annotation, molecular function: tRNA methyltransferase activity; protein binding. The record is from RefSeq and is a predicted model, not a curated record. Gene Ontology annotation, biological process: tRNA methylation; wybutosine biosynthetic process. Lineage: Eukaryota; Metazoa; Chordata; Ascidiacea; Phlebobranchia; Cionidae.